AUGGUUCGAGCGACGCCCAUCAUCAUGCUUCUUCUGCUACUUCCUGUUUCAGGAAUGCGGAAUGAAGCGAGCCGCGCGGUCGGAGAGAAGCGUGGGAACGUCGGCGAGGUGGCUGAGCACCGUGAGCAUGUCAAGGAGGGACUCUCGGACACGGGGCACUGCCACGGCGAGAUGGACGCACCAGAAUCUCAGAAGACCCCAUGCUCUAAAGAUGCCGAUUGCCGUCUUUGCGGUGCUGACUGGACUUGCUACCACAUGAAGAAAGAUACCUACGAAAUGAAGAAGCUCAUGUAUCCAGACACCGAGUGGUUGAAAUCCUACUGUCACCACAUCUGA
This is a messenger RNA of Symbiodinium sp. CCMP2592, 336 nucleotides long. Lineage: Eukaryota; Dinophyceae; Suessiales; Symbiodiniaceae. The record is from the annotation of a GenBank genome assembly.